Microtus ochrogaster (prairie vole) is the source of this 1399-nucleotide messenger RNA. It is a transcript of the gene Sap25, whose product is annotated as Sin3A associated protein 25. Bases 448 to 1326 code for a protein of 292 amino acids. Gene Ontology annotation, cellular component: cytoplasm; nucleus. The record is from RefSeq and is a predicted model, not a curated record. Gene Ontology annotation, biological process: regulation of DNA-templated transcription. The transcript is spliced from 6 exons. NCBI's taxonomy places the organism in Eukaryota, Metazoa, Chordata, Mammalia, Rodentia, Cricetidae.
CCACGGCCCUGUGUGUAGCACUGGGCUUGCGUAUCCCCCUGCCCUUGGACUGCUUCUAGUGCAGCCCCUGGUCAGGGUGAAGAGUGUUGUGUCAAACACAAUAAAGAAAAGCCCAAAGGCCUGUAGGCUGGCCCUCAGGUGUGUGCCUGUCUGUGAGUGUGCGAGCUUCUUGGGGAUCUGGGUCCUCUCGGUGGGUCCCAGGGUAGACCAUGAUGUUGGUGAUGUUUCCGUGCUGGGUAGAGGGGCAGUAAGGGCACAAGUGCCCCGUGGCUCUGCCGCCAGGGGGAGCCCUUGAGAAGCUGGCGGGAGCGCACCACGUGGCUGUAGAAACUGGCGCGCAGGCGUCGUGGUGACACCUCUGAGAUAGCUAAGACUUGGGCGCCUAUGUAGUCAGGACCACACGCGGGCACAGUGGUGGGUAUUGCCCGGCGCUCCACCAGGCACAGGAUGUUGCCCUGGCUUGGGCCAUGGGGCUCAGGCCGGAAGGAGGCCACAGAGGAGUCAGGCCUCUCCACGGGCAGUGACCACGGCGGGGAAUGGAGCUCUGGAGAGGAAACCACGGAAGAGCCAGGAGCGCCCGUGCAGGACAGCCCACAGCCCCAGGCCCUCAGCCCAUCUGAGACCGGAAGAAAGCUGCCGCUGGCCUCCAAUCAUCUGGUUACGGAGCCGACCGUGACCACGGAAGCCCCAGUACCUCUUUCGUCCCAGGUGACCUCCCAGGUCACCCCCUCAAGGAUGACCCCACUGCCACUUUUGGAUCCCGGCCACGAGGCUAACGUGAGACCUCAGCUGGUGGGGGCCAGCUGUGGGUCAGGCGUAUCCUUGUCCGGCAGGACACUGUGUCAUCCUUCCUGGCCUAUGUAUGAUGUCUGGGGCAGGAUCCCUACCUCAGGGCAUCCAGAAGAAGAGCAAGUGUCCAAGGAUACAGGGCUCCCGGUGACAAACUAUGAAGAUGUCUUUCUCUUGGACCCUCUGCUCACCUGUGGGCAGCGUAUUCCCUUGUACCUGUCCAAGCCCCCCCAGCAGGCAAUGGGCUCUCGAAAGCUUCUGCUCCCACCUGCCAUCAUGUCCCCCUCUGUGCAUCCCUCCUCAUCCCAGGCCUGCUCUUCCACCUGGCUGAGCGAGGCAGAGAUGAUUGCCCUCGCUGGUCUGCUGCAGAUGAGCCAGGGCGAGCUGAGCUCUAACUCCUUGGCAAGCCCUCUGACCUCCAGCAACUUCCCAGACCCUGUCUCUGCCUCUGAAGACUCAGGCCCCAACGGUGGCCAGAGCUGUUCUGGAAACACUGACCCAUGUCCCACACAGACCCCAGAUACCCCCCAUCCAUAGUGCCCUCCCUCCAUGAGUGCUGGCUUCUCCCCCAGGCUGUUUUGUUGAUAAUAAACCAGAGUUAGUUUGUGAA